Messenger RNA from Striga hermonthica, 684 nucleotides. Lineage: Eukaryota; Viridiplantae; Streptophyta; Magnoliopsida; Lamiales; Orobanchaceae. The record is from the annotation of a GenBank genome assembly.
AUGACUUCCACUCAGUUCUCAAUGGUUGAAGAGUUGACUUCUCUCGUUAAAGAUAAUCUUCCUAGCAAGCAUCUCAUUUUGUCGGUGGAAGAGCUGUUGGUGAAUUUUCUUGAAGAAGAUGCAAGUGUAAAUAGAGUGCUUGAGCUGGAACCAAUGAAUCCUUAUAAUCGUCUGCUUGUGCAUCGUCUUGCUGACAUCUUUGGAUUCUCUCAUCAGUCUGUCGGUGAAGGAGAAUCCAGGCACUUAGUUCUGGAGCGUUGCCUAGAGGCGUCAAUGCCACCCAUCCUUGUGAGUGAUUUGGUCUUGCAAUUUGAUGAAAGGCUGCCAAGUAUGACUUUUGACAAAUCGAGGUGGAAUGAAGUUAUGCCAGACAACGGGACACAACAUGAGCCAAGUUCAAAUGAUGCUAAGGAUGGAGCACAAGCAGCAAAUGGUUUAAAAUUCCAGAACGUGGAAUAUGGGAGGGACUUACGUGGUAGAGACGAGCUGGGCAAAAACUCUACUCCCAGGACAUGUGAGACCUCAAAAGAAGGCUGGUCAAAGAAUAGCAUAAAAAGAAGCGAUGAUUGUUUGAGAAAUGAACAUAUGGGAGCUGCCAAGAGAUUGUUUGCUAAUGCCCUGGGGAUGCAUUUAAGGGAUGCCAAUCUCCCAAAGUGCGAUGGAACAAGGAAUUCCAGUUACUGA